AUGUUGCUUUUCAUAUUUAUUGCAUUAGCAUCAUCACUAAGAAUUCAAAAAAACUUUUUCAUUUCAAAUAUUGAGAGGACAGUGUAAUUAACUGAUAGAUAUGUCUACAUCAAAUCUAAAAUUAAUUUUAAAAAUGAUGGAGUCAUUCCAAUUGAAAAGAUUUAUUAUACAAUCCAUAGUGCACUGUCAGAUAAAUUAUAUCAUGUCAAUAUAGAGGAAAGCAAUGCAAAAAGAGUAAUAGAAGAUGUGGAUGUAAAAUACAAAUAGAAUGCAACAGUCUAUGAAUUUACAUUAUAGAAAUCAAUCGAACCUUCUACAGAUUAAGAAGUAGAAUUAAAUGAAUAUUAUUAUAAACGAUUCAAACCAAUGCCUAAAGAAAUUGGAGUUGAGGAUGAAUAAUUAGUCCAAUUUAUGGAUUCCGUAUAUUUCUUCACUCCUUAUUUUGUUCAAAAUCAAAUAACUUAUUAUGAAACUCCAAAAAUUAUCUCUUAUACUCUAAAAUCAGCUACUCAGAGAAAUUCACUUCUAGAAUUUGGACCUUACUAAGACAUUAAGGCUUUUUCGACUUAGAUUCACACAAUCCAUUUAGAAAACAACACACCAAUGACUGUUUUCACAAAGGCAUCUAAAAUCAUAGAAGUAUCUCAUUGGGGCAAUAUUUUAAUUGAAGAAAACUAUUCAAUUGAAAAUCAAGGAGCAAAGUUGAAAGGUGAAUUCGGAAGAGUUAAUUUUAAUAAAUACAAUCCAAAUGUGGGCAAACACUCUUUGAAAUAAUUGUCUGCAUCACUCCCAUAUGAUUCUUGGGGUGUUUACUAUAGGGAUGAGAUAGGAAACAUUUCAACAUCAAAUGCUGCUAAAGGGAAACUUAAUGGGGAAAAUUAAGCCCUUAUCUAAUUAAGACCCAGAUUUGCAAUAUUUGGAGGAUGGAGAAGCAAUUUUACUUUAGGGUACAAUUUACCAACAAAAAAAUACUUAGAAUAAGAUGGAAAUAAUUUUAAAUUAACUUUGAAUUUCCCUUUCUCUGUCAAGGAAAUGGUAUCUGACUCAUAUAACUUUUAAAUUUCCUUACCCGAAGGAGCUUAUGACAUCCGAGUUGAUUUGCCUUUGUAAGUUGAAAGGAAUGACACAUUAUUAUUUUCUUACUUUGAUACAGUUGGCAGACCUACAAUCAUUUUGGAUAAAACUACAACAAGCCAAUUCGAUAAUAAACAAAUUAUAAUCACUUAUAAAUUUUCUGGAAUAUCAAUAUUAAGAGAGCCCUUGAUGAUUUUUGGAACAUUUUUGUUUGCCUUUUUGUUGAUCAUAUAUUUAAGAAGAUUAGAUUUGUAGACAUUAAAAUUAAAAGAGUGAUAUAUUUUAAAUUCAUAUAUUAAAUCAU
Molecule: messenger RNA, 1378 nt
Organism: Paramecium tetraurelia
Lineage: Eukaryota; Ciliophora; Oligohymenophorea; Peniculida; Parameciidae
Exons: 7
Cellular component (GO): membrane; oligosaccharyltransferase complex
Source: RefSeq, a predicted model, not a curated record